GCUUCUCUCUGUGAGGUCACAAAGGCCCUGCCAUGCCUCUGGCCUUGGCCCUCCUGCUGCUGCUGGGCCUGAGUGCCCACAGAGGCCGGGGCUGCCUGCAGUGUGACCACUCGGUGCUGGAGGCUCUGAGUCAGCUGCGAUCAGCCCUCAUCCCCAAACGCUUCCAUCUGGAUUCGCUGCAGGUUCGCGCCCAGGCCCUGCUGCUGAGCAUGGAGGGGCCUUUCUUCCGGGACUACGCUCUGAACGCGUUUGUGGGGAAAGUGGGGAUAGAUCAUCUGGACUUUGUGGCAUCCUUUAUCAAGAACCAAACAAACCACUUAAUGGUUAAUUCUCUAAGAGAUGGGCCUCUGCUGGAAGAGCUGGUAGUUCUCAGGGAAAGAGUGAUCAAGGAACUCAAGAAAGCUUUAAAAUCAUAUGAACUGAAAGCCUGUGAUCGCAAAAUUUGCCAUUUGCUAAAAGAAAAAGUCUUAGACUGUUUACACUGCCAGAAGAUCAGUCCCAGGUGUAUCCCAAGAAAGCACUGUUUUGUUGACAGGCAGCCCCGCAUGGCCCUGCAGUACGAGGACAGUGCGUACCUGCAGAAUCAGCCCGAGUCUGGUGUCAUAAUUUCCGUGUUUCUGGCUAUUAUUGCCUUCGGGGUCAUCGUGUCUUCGGCUAUUAUGUACAGGCAAAACCGAAAAAUCCUGCUGCAGUAGGGCGAUGGUUUGGGGAUCUGUAAGGGGAAAGGAAAAGAAGUUUAAUAAAGCCUAUGACAAAUUCU
Messenger RNA from Canis lupus familiaris (dog), 760 nucleotides. RefSeq names its product IZUMO family member 2 (gene IZUMO2). NCBI's taxonomy places the organism in Eukaryota, Metazoa, Chordata, Mammalia, Carnivora, Canidae. The record is from RefSeq and is a predicted model, not a curated record. Bases 33 to 695 code for a protein of 220 amino acids. The transcript is spliced from 7 exons.